UCGACCAAUAAGGAGUCAGUUGUUGAAUGGGCGCAAAAUCUGUUUGUCUCUUGUCUACACGACUGCUGCAGAUAGUAAACGUAACAGUACAUUGAAGCGAGAAAACGGUGUAGUUUUAAUGAACGAAUUACAACCAACCUGGAAGACAAACUCACCGCGAGCGUGCUGCCACUUGUCUCACCCCGUGUCGCGAGCUAUGUUGAAGAAACUAGCUGCUGCUAUCUUGGUGAACUGAGCUCUGACUGCUGUGCUAGCUAACACUCGCUAGUUCAACAAUGUCUAGUCUUCCACAAAAUAACUUGGAGGAGCAGCUUGCGAGGCACAGCACUGCUGCUCAGGGCAAGCUGUCUCUGUCUAAACCAAAACCCGGGGCCUUCUCCUUCAAGAAGAAGUCUUCAUCAGGUACAACCAAGGUGGAAGUGCCAACUAAGGUAAUCAGCUCUAAUGUGUUGACAAACAGGAAUGUCAAUGUACCUGAUAACAGUUUGGUGACUACAUCUCCUUUGACAUUUUCAAAAAAGCUUGAGAGACCUCAAAAAUCCAAAAUCAACAGCUUCUUCCCUGUAAGUUCAAAAGGCAAGUCGGACUCCAUCAGCCCAACAGGCCAGACCUCUCCAGCUGGGUCUGCUUUUAAGGUGAUGACAGCUCCCACUAAAUCUGACAAUCAGACAAGUGGCACUGGAGGCAUUCCCGCAAGUCUGGAUGCUUCUCUUGGAUUCCCGAUGGAUGACUGGGAUGAUUUGGAUGACUUCGAGACACCUGUCAAAGCAAAGAAUGACUCUUUUAGUUCAGAGAUGUCCGGGAAGAGCGCAAAUCCACCGUCCUCCCUAAGUGAAGAAAAAAGUUUAGCGAACAAAAAAGUUUUUUCCAGAAGUGAACAAACUCACAUGGAAACAGAUCAAAUGGAGCAGAGUUUGGACCAAACUGCAGCUUCACCAGGACCUGGAUCCCCAGAGACUGAAUACAAGGCCACUCCGGUUAGAGUGACCAGAAGACCACCUCACGCUCAUCGGAAGUCUGUGGUUAGUGACAAUGAAGAGGACAGCCAGGAAGUGCUUGAGCCCUUUAAAGGAAUGUCAGGCAAUAACAACAAAUGGAUUGACCCAAAGGUAAUAAAGAUUAAUGACUCGGAGCCUGACGAUGAUCUCGAUUAUAUUCCCCCGUCUCCUGAUGAGAUCUUUUAUUCUACCUCUGCAUUGGAGACCAGGUCUAAAUCAGCUGCUGCUGUAAGCAAAGACCGUCCUUUGCCAUCAAAGGGCCCCAGCACAACACUACUUAAACCCUCCAACACCCACUCAAAGGACAAUACAAAUGAGCAACUCUUCAGUAUCAUGCAGUCCAUUUGCUCUCUGGUUGACACCAUCCCUGAUAAUGAACUAAUAGGUCUGUCCUGUGGAAGUGAGCUUCUGCUGAAGAGGGCUCAAAGGAAGAGGAUUAUUGUAAAUAGCGGUGGCAGUUCCUUGACGUUCCAGCAGCCUGACAGCACUGUGACUUCUGAACCCAGCUUUAAAGGAAGAUUGUCUUUGAGCUGUGAGACGUCUAGCGUUAUGUCGUCCAACAGCUCAGCGCCCGCGGACCCUCAGAUGCCUUCUCAGCUCAAGAGAUCCUCACUUAUCUCUGGGGACUAUGACUCUGAUCACUCUGACAGUAUUAUCACCCAGAAGGCCUUGCACAGUAAAAACAGCGGGACAAUAAAUGUGAAAAAUCAGAGUUUGUGUGACUCUCCAUCGACCUACAGCCUCGAAAGCCAAGCAUUUAAUUUCUCGAACAAAACGAGCACAGACCUGGAUGGUUCAGAUCUCUUCUUCUCUCCCAAAAGGCCAGAGCCAGUUCAGAACAAACCUAAGACGCCAGCAGCCAGCACAGCUGCAGAAGACAUGGAGCACGAUGACUUCUACAAUGACUACUUUGACAUAGAUGAUUUUAAUGAGUCAGAUAUCCCUGAUUACUUUGAAGAACCUCAAAACUCCAGCUCGGUGACAGCAGCAGGGAAAGAGGGGGGACCCAGCAAGUCUUCAUGGGACAAAAAACCAACAACACCUGCCCCCACACCGAAGACUCCAAAGAUCUCCUCCCCUGAACCCACCUACAGAAACCCAGCCCAUGAUCGCUUCAGAGGGUUCAACUUCCCCCACUCACAGGAGAUGAUGAAGAUUUUUCACAAGCGCUUUGGUCUUCAUCAGUUCAGGUUCAAUCAGCUAGAAGCAAUUAAUGCGACAAUUCUCUCUGAAGACACGUUUGUUUUGAUGCCCACAGGUGGGGGUAAAAGCCUGUGCUACCAACUGCCUGCCUGCGUGUUACCAGGAGUCACUGUGGUCAUCUCCCCUCUCAAAUCACUCAUUGUAGACCAGGUCCAGAAACUCACUACUCUUGAUAUCCCAGCAACAACCCUGACUGGUUCAAUAACUGACAGUGAAGCCGGAAGGAUUUAUAUGCAGCUCUCACGGAAAGACCCCAUCAUUAAACUUCUCUACGUCACCCCUGAGAAGCUGUGUGCGAGUAACAAGCUGAUCUCCGCCCUGCACAACCUGUACGAGCGAGGCCUUCUGUCCCGCUUUGUCAUAGACGAGGCCCACUGUGUCAGCCAGUGGGGUCAUGACUUUCGCCCGGACUACAAGAGGUUGCAUGAGUUGCGUCAGAAGUACCCAAAGGUCCCGAUGAUGGCGCUGACGGCCACUGCCACCCCCCGAGUGCAGAAAGACAUCCUCAACCAGCUGAACAUGACGCGGCCCCAGGUGUUCACCAUGAGUUUCAACAGAACAAACCUCAAGUACACUGUCCUUCCCAAGAAACCCAAAAAGGUUGGCGAGGAGUGCACCACGUGGAUCAAGAAGAACUACCCACGAGACUCUGGCAUAGUGUACUGCCUUUCCCGUAAGGACUGUGAUGACAUGGCUCAGAGUCUGCAGAGAUCACACAUAUUAGCUCUGGCCUAUCACGCAGGCCUGGGAGACAGCGACAGAGAAUACGUGCAGACCAAGUGGAUCAACCAGGACGGCUGCCAGGUCAUCUGUGCCACCAUAGCCUUUGGCAUGGGCAUUGACAAGCCUGACGUGCGCUAUGUGAUCCACGCCAGUCUGCCCAAGUCAGUGGAGGGUUACUACCAGGAGUCAGGGAGAGCGGGCAGAGACGGAGACAUCUCUCAUUGUAUUCUCUUCUACUCCUACUCCGACGUGCACCGCAUCAAGAGGAUUCUCACUCUGGACAAAGAAGGGGACAGACAGGCCAAGGCGACUCAUUUGAACAACCUGCACUGCAUGGUGCACUUCUGUGAGAACAUGAUGGAGUGCAGGAGAAUCCAGCUGCUCGCAUACUUCGGGGAGAUGAAGUUCAACCGAAGCUUCUGUAAGGAGCACCCAGACGUCAGCUGUGACAACUGCGCCAAACCCAACCAAUACAAAGUGAGAAAUGUCUCUGAUGAUGUGAAGAAGAUCGUGAGGUUUGUCCAGGAGAACUGCGAGAAAGUCGGACAAAGGUUUGGCCGCACCGCUCAGCAGAGCAGACUAACACUGAACAUGUUGGUGGACAUCUUUUUAGGGUCUAAAACUGCCAAGGUGCAGACGGGAAUGUUCGGGACAGGAGGAGCCUACUCCAGGCACAAUGCUGACCGACUUUUCAAAAAAAUGGUUCUGGACAACAUCCUGAUGGAGGAUCUGUACAUCACUCAAGGCGGCCAGGCUGUGGCGUAUAUCUCUGCCGGAGACAAAGCCAUGAACGUGCUGUCAGGAAACAUGCAGGUGGAGUUCUACGAGACGGAGAGUGCGUCGAGCAUCAGGAAACACAAAGCUGCUGUGUCUAAGGACGUCUCCCAGAGAGAGCAGAAGGUGCAGGAGUGUCUGAAGGAGCUGCUGGAUCUGUGCAAGCAGCUGGGGAAGGCCUUUGGCAUUCACUACUACAACAUCUUCUCCACCGCCACCUUGAAAAAGAUAUCUGAGAGGCUUUCUUCCAACCCUGAAGUCCUCCUACAAAUUGAUGGCGUGACGGAAGACAAACUGGAGAAGUACGGAGCCGAAGUCGUCCAGGUGCUACAGAAAUACUCUGCGUGGCAGCAGGCGGAGGAACCGACUGACACGGCUGCAGACGGCUGGAUAGACACGGCACAAGGCCGCUCAUACGGAGGGGACGAGGAGGACGCAGAGUCCUCCACCUACUUCGGCAGUCAGUCAGCGCAGGGGCAGAAGAGAAAGAAAGCCCCAUUCUUCAAAUAUGCUAAGAAGAAAGCUUAUGGAAACCAAAGUGCCGGCUCUAAAGGUCGCGGCAACGGCGGCAAUAAGACGUGGUCAUCGUCCAACUCCAGAGGGGGUUAUAAAGCUGCUGCAGGCCGGGGGGGCAGAAGCUCGGCAGGAGCUGCAUCAGCAGGCCGGGCCCCGGGGUUCAUGGCCGUCCCGACCCCUCAAACCUACCAGAGACCCUUCCUGAAACCAGUCUUUUCACACCUGGGCUAGGACUGGCCUCUGGAUCUGACGCUUUGAAACCAGUUGUUGUCAGUAAUUGUUGUAAAGUGUUUACCUGUUAUGGAUAAUGCUAAGGUUGUAUAUUUAUGCUUUGUACAGUUCUUUUAUUGACUUUUGUAAUUCUCAUUUUGAUGGAAAUCCUUCUUUUUUUGAAUUAAAGACUAAUUUAACACUUUCAGAUGAUUUUCUUCAGUAGAUAAGAGCAAGCUGUGCUGAAUUUGUGUGGGUACCACAAAGCCACAGAGCCAUAAUGCAUUUCUUUUUCAAUGUUUAUUUCAAGUUUGAAUAGUUGAAUUGAAUGGCACCAGUUACAAGAGAAUAUUGGAGAGAAACAAUAUUUUAUACUGACUUGUACAGGAGGUAACCUACAGUACAAACAUGGGUUCGGAAUGGAUCGGACUGAACAAGAACUGGAUUUGGCACAUGGAUUUAUAUAUUUAUAUAUAUUUAUACUGGUAUAUAUAAUGCAAUUAAAUGAUCUACACUCAGGAUAGAACAAUGCAGACCACAUAACACACCACCUGAUCUGAAUAUGCAUAUACAUUAACUGCAGUGAUGUGUAUGCACUGUGUGAGGGUCUACUGCGAGCUGAUGGCCAAAAAGCAGAUUCAGAUGUCUUCAGUUACGAACACUUCCAAAUGUCAACCCCUCACUUCUACAUGCAUCAUCCACAAUGAUCUGGCAGGGAUUUUGGCCAGGAGUUAAAUCAAGGUAACCAAUUGUGAAUAAAUCAUUUGAUUGCUAUCGUAUUAACUGGAUUAUGUUAUAAAAAGAAAUCGACACCUUAGUAACAAAAAUAUUAAAGGAUGACCAAUGAAAACCUUCCUUUGUCAUACAUUGCCUAUGUUGGUUUUUGAGACUUUUAUUAAGAUUUCAGAUGAUUGCUAUAAAUACGUAGGGAGUGGCCAUAUAACAAAAACACCUCACAGUACAACCUUAGAAAAGCCCCGUAACAUCCCUUUGACACGCCUUAUGAAAUGUUAUAAGUAGGGUCUGUUUCUUGUUUGUUACAUUAUAUAAUGUGGGUGUUUCUGUUAUUUAGUCUAUCCCCUGUGUAUUAUAUCCAAACAAGAAUCAAUGCAUCGUCUUCAACGCACCACAUUGUAUUGGCAGGCUGUACCUUCACUGCUGCUUUUUUAAGAGACGGGCAAGUUGUUUCUGAUCUGUAAACCAUGGAUGACAACAACACUUCAAAAGUCAACAUCUGAUCAGAACUGCAGACAUAUCCCAUGAAGUAAAAUAACAGUAACAUAAUGUAAACGUGACACUGAAACUGAAAUGUAAAAUGAAAGCUUUCCUGUGAAAGGUUUUUCAGAGGAAAAAGGACAAAUUAAGACAGACACAAAUAGUUGCACACAGAUGUGUUUCCCUCUCGACGUGGGAGAUUUAAGAAUGGCGCAGUCUGUAGUACAGUUGUGAAAGAUGUUGUGUCUUUCAUUUCUCCAUUCCUUCAUCUUUGUCACUUUGGUAAACUGCAGUUAGGAUCCAGGCACAAGAAACACUCACUGUCACUUAAUGAAACAUCGAAGAAAACAGCAGAACAAACAUCCACACAGAGGUUUUUAAGGAACAUUUCUUUUUAGAAAAUGUUAUCCAUGACCGCAACAGUAACUACGUGUCUCAGUGGUCACUUCAUUGUUAGAGUACGACAGCAAUUUGGUAAGUGAUUUUCUAGAAACAGAAAGGACGUAUUUGACUUACUAAUUUUCAAACAUAUGUUUGUAUAUCCUCGUACAGCUGAUUAUUGCUCUUUGAAUAAUGCUGCCUUUUUUUUUACACUGUUGCAUGUUCAGAGGGACCACUAAAGCUACAUAAUGCUGAUCAAUGUAUUCACCUUUGCAGACUGACCUUGAAUAUGUCCUGCUAACAACUCAUCCCCUUGACCUGUAUGUCAGUAAAUAAGUAAUAAAUAUGAAGAAUGAAUGUGCACAAAGAAGAAAGCCCACCCUUCUCCAUCCCGUAGGGAAAAUGUGCUUCAUCUCCACAUUGCUAUUUAUCUGGAUGUAUCCAAGUUACACAUUAUUAUCUUGACAUAAAUAAGCUCCUACAAUGUAUGUAUGACAGGUUUCUUGCCAACAUAGCUCUAAUGAUUUUAUAUUCCCUCUAGCGUCCCGCUGGGAAAUGUCGGUGCUGCUCACUCGACCACAGAUAACUGGUGGAGGAUAACAAGCUACAGGAGUGGAUCCAGCCACAACGCCAAAGUGCAUGCUACUCUGUGGUAAGGACUACAACUCAGCCCCGGACGGACACGCUCCGAUUACUCAGGAGCAACAAGGAAGGUAGCACCGUCGGGACUUCAGUGGAGCAGCUGCUGGUAGGAGAGGGUCGGCUUGGAGCUAGCAGGCCAAAACAAGCAACCCUGUACAGCCAUUGGACUGAUGACUCACUGAGUGCCUUUCUUUCCCAAUCUGUUUCUUAAAUCACACUUUUAAAGAGCUUCUCCCAAAGGCCUCUGAUAUCUCUCAGUCUAAUCUACCUCAUUUCAUUUCUUCCCUCUUAGUCCUUCUCCUGCUCUUUUUUACAUGUUUUUAUUUGUACUCCUCUCCAUCUAAUACUACCACAUUGAGCCCUGUUUCCAUUCCUACACACAGACAGAGUAACACUUACACCUGCACUUGGUGCAGGAGGUAGACACGCAAUAUAAAAAACAGAUUUUACCCAGAAUCCAGCAGCCUUCGCAGUUAUUGCUUCCUGGAGCUGAGAGGCAGAAGCGCCUAGAGCCUGACCGACAAAACUAAGGGCAGAUAUUAUUCGCCAAUAUGCGCUUUUCAGAUAUGUUGGUGCCUGAUUUAGUUUUGGCUGAUAUAAUAUUCCAGGAAAGUAAUUUAAUUGCAUUAUUCAAAAAAAGAAAUCUUCAAAAGAAACCUUUAGAAUGUACUACUUAUAUUAUGCAGUUUCCUGCCUGGCCCAUUUCAUUAUUAAUUCUCAGUCUUUUAGUGACAAACAUUUGUUCGGGGCAACAACUAACAAUUAUUUAAAUAACGCUUCAUCUGUCCCUUCUUUUCUAGUUUAAUUGAUUCAUUGUUUGGCCAAUAAAAUGUCAGAAAAUAGUGAAAAUCUCCCAACCAACAGCAAUAUAAUUUAAAUAGAGUUCUUUCAUCGUACCUACUGUACAAAACCUAAAUAAAUUCAAUGAACAAUAAUGGAAUAAAAGAUAUCAGAAAAUCUUCAAAAUAUGUUUUUCAGCUCUAGUAAUGAUGUCAAUAUAUAUUUUUUUUUAACUUUUACGUUGAGUAUAGGCCAUGGGUUUAAGGAAUAAGUGAAAAGACUCGGUAUCGAUCAGGCUAGAAGUCACCUCUUAAAACUCUUCAAGUAAAAAAUACAUAUUGUAAAGUUAUGAAAGGUGGAAAUGUGCUUUUGGAUUAUUUGGUAUUUGUGGUGGUAUAAUGAUAUCUGCAGAUUUCCUUUCGUCGAGACAUGUUCAUUAACAUUGCUGAGUGACUGCUGGUGAAGUGAUACGAGGUGUGAGCAGUGUUCAGUGGAUCUGGAUAAAAACCCUGUUCUUUAGUCCCCACUUCCACAUUUCCAUAAAUACUUCUGACCUUACACAGCGCUAAAAAAGGUAUAAUUUAAUCUUCAAUAACAAAAUAACAUUUCAGUUCUGUUAAAAUAUACAUGGAAAACCUGUCAAUAUAUAUUAGGAAACAAACUAAUUUGUACAAAAAGUACAUCAUUAUUCUUAUUCUAAUAAUAAUAAUAAUAUAUAGUAUGUUACAUAAACCUAAGAGCUAGGUUGAUAUGAAACCAAAAUAAAUCAUAAACUCUUCAUACAAAGAAAUUGUUGAAAUUCAUCGAAUUUCAACUAGAUGAAAAAAUGCAAAUCAAAUUAAUUGGAGAAAUAAGAGAACAACUGAACAAAUGAGCACAUUCAAAGUACUUCAUUAUUCAAACCAUAUGAGCAUUGCCCCUCUAUCUAGACUAUAAUCUAUGGUGCAAGCAAAUCUUUCUGAAUACCCCUCUAACUGCUUCUGACACUACUGGGUCACAUAACACUAUUGGUACUGGUUUAUUUGACUGUAUAAUAAAUGUUAGAAAAACACCCUUGUUCUUCAUCAGUUUACUUUGUUCACCAUUGUACAGUAAAGUGUAAUGGUGUCUUAAAACAACUUUCAAUCAUCAACAUCUUCUCAAAAAGGCAUUUGGUAAUCAUCCCGUCUGCUCUCUGCUUCAUAAACCUUCAUUUUUAUUCCCUUCAGAUUGUUCUGUUUUUUCCCGCUGAGUUGAAUCUGCCAUUUGUCUAAAUGCAUCUGAUGGGGAUGAACCAAUAUCAAACGAUAUUAUAAUACAGUGCCUCAUAUAUUCUUCAGAGCAGCAUCGACCCUGAUAUAACUCACUUCCAUCUUCAUGUAAUGACAAAUCAACUUCCUCGAUUGCUGUUUAUCUCUUUCCCUUCUCUUUCAAAUACACGUUUAAAACAUUAAAUAAUAAUUGAAGGCAACGCUCAUCGGUUGCAACUCUCCAGUCCUUGUGAUAGGAACUGUUUAAACAUCUCCAGUCCUUCGAUUCCAGUUUAAAAUUUUUUCCUUUGUGUUAUUUGAAAAAAUAAAAUACCUGAAAUGAGUUGAAAUAAAAAAAAU
Molecule: messenger RNA, 9031 nt
Organism: Notothenia coriiceps (black rockcod)
Lineage: Eukaryota; Metazoa; Chordata; Actinopteri; Perciformes; Nototheniidae
Gene: blm
Product: BLM RecQ like helicase
Exons: 21
Coding region: 276-4445 (1389 amino acids)
Biological process (GO): DNA replication; telomere maintenance; double-strand break repair via homologous recombination
Cellular component (GO): chromosome; nucleus; cytoplasm
Molecular function (GO): ATP binding; 3'-5' DNA helicase activity; hydrolase activity, acting on acid anhydrides, in phosphorus-containing anhydrides
Source: RefSeq, a predicted model, not a curated record